GUCAGAGCUCGUCCUCUCCUUCGCCGUUAGGUCUUCGGUUCGCGCGCCGCCGCCGCCGCCACCGCCGCCGAGAGGGGAGGCCGCCGACUUCAGCAAUGCCGACGAUCAACGUCGGCCGGGACCUGCUCCACGUCGCCCUAGGAAGGACAUACACGCAGGAGGAGUUCGAGGUGCUCUGCUUCGCAUUCGGCAUCGAGCUCGAUGACGUGACCACGGAGAAGGCCAUUAUGCGGAAGGAGAAGCACCUGGAUGACGACGGCGAGGUGGACGCCGACGAGGAGGUCAUCUAUAAGAUCGAGGUCGCCGCCAAUAGGUAUGAUUUGUUGUGUCUUGAAGGAUUAGCAAGGGCCCUCCGCGUUUUCGAUGGGACCGAAGCAGCCCCUAUGUGCAAAAUUUCUUCCAUCCCUCGCAAUUCAAUGAUUCAGAUGUUUGUUAAACCACAGACUUCACAGAUAAGGCCCUAUGUGGUCUGUGCUGUCCUAAGAGGGGUAACUUUUGAUGAAGCAAGAUAUAACAGCUUCAUUGAUCUUCAAGACAAACUGCAUCAAAAUAUUUGCAGGAAGAGAACUCUGGUGGCUAUAGGUACCCACGAUCUUGACACUCUGAAAGGACCCUUCUCAUAUGAGGCUCUUCCACCGCAAGAGAUCAACUUUGUCCCAUUAAAGCAGGAGGAAAGCUUCAGAGCUGAUAAGCUGAUGGAAUUCUAUAAGUCAGACAUGAAGUUGAAGAAGUUCUUGCAUAUAAUUGAGAAUUCACCAGUAUACCCAGUUAUUUAUGAUAGCAACAGGACUGUAUUGUCUUUACCUCCAAUCAUCAAUGGUGCACAUUCUGCCAUCACCUUGAAGACAAAGAAUGUGUUUAUUGAGUGUACCGCUACCGAUCUUACAAAAGCAAAGAUUGUUCUCAAUACAAUGGUCACAAUGUUCUCUGAAUACUGCAAAAACAAGUUUGAAGUGGAACCAGUUGAAGUUGUGUCACAUGAUGGAACCAAAACCAUUUACCCUGACCUUUCAUGCUAUAAAAUGGAGGUUUCACUAUCUGAAAUUGUUGGCCCCAUUGGCAUCUCCCUAGAUGAGACACAGGUUAUUUCCCUUCUGAACAAAAUGCAGUUGCAAGCUGAAAGUUGUCCAUCAAAAGGAGAACCUCGUAUUGCAGUUUCUGUCCCUCCAACAAGAAGUGACAUUCUGCAUGCUCGUGAUUUGGUGGAGGAUGUUGCUAUAGCUUAUGGUUACAACAAUGUGCCAAAAUCAAAGCCAAAGUGUAUGACAAUAGGAGGAAGGCAACCAUUAAACCGUUUCUCUGAUAAACUUCGUGCUGAGGUUGCAAGAGCUGGUUAUAUGGAGGUGCUCACAUUUAUCUUGUGUUCACGUGAAGAAAACUUUGACAUGUUAAAUAGGACACAUGAUGUAAACAAAGCAGUUAUUAUUGCGAACCCACGCACUUCUGAAUUUGAGGUUGUUCGAACCAGUCUGAUGUCAUGUUUAUUGAAAACACUGAAGCAUAACAUAGACCAUCCAAGACCCAUAAAGAUAUUUGAAGUUGGCGAUGUUGUGACAUUGGAUUCGUCACGUGAUGUUGGUGCUUCUAAUAAUCGCCGACUUGCAGCUUUGUACUGUAAUAGUCAAUCUGGAUUUGAGGAAAUUAUGGGUUUGGUAGAUAGAAUUGUGAAAGUUGUGAGAGCUCCUCAUGUCAAAUUCGGCCAGAAUUACUAUGUUCCUACAAACGAACCUGAAUUCUUUCCAAAAAGACAAUGCAAAAUUGUUACGAGUGAUGGCAAGCAGAUUGGCUACUUAGGAAUCGUCCAUGCCGAGGUCCUAAGGAAAUUCGGUAUUCCAGACCCCUGCACUUUCGUUGAGAUUGACGUGGAGGCUUUGUUAUAAUACCAUCCAUUGACAGUCGGGGUAUGCUUCGUUCACUUGGCAUGCAUGGAGUAUCUUACAGGUCGAGAUCUGAGUUUUGAACACCGCAUGUGUUUGUAGCAUUUAUACUUGCAGCUUUUUUGUUCGGGUAGAAAAUAGAAAAUGGCGAUGCUCUUUUUUUUUUUCAUGUCAGAAAAAAUUGAAGGGGUCUUGGGGUCUCAUGUUUACCUUGUUUCUGUUCUUCACACCAUUGCUGGCACAUAUUUCUUAUGGUAAUCCAAAAUGAUUUUGUGAA
Molecule: messenger RNA, 2154 nt
Organism: Oryza brachyantha (malo sina)
Lineage: Eukaryota; Viridiplantae; Streptophyta; Magnoliopsida; Poales; Poaceae
Product: phenylalanine--tRNA ligase beta subunit, cytoplasmic
Exons: 19
Coding region: 96-1880 (594 amino acids)
Biological process (GO): phenylalanyl-tRNA aminoacylation
Cellular component (GO): cytoplasm; phenylalanine-tRNA ligase complex
Molecular function (GO): ATP binding; RNA binding; phenylalanine-tRNA ligase activity
Source: RefSeq, a predicted model, not a curated record